This is a messenger RNA of Acomys russatus (golden spiny mouse), 1327 nucleotides long. It is a transcript of the gene Plscr4, whose product is annotated as phospholipid scramblase 4. Gene Ontology annotation, biological process: plasma membrane phospholipid scrambling. NCBI's taxonomy places the organism in Eukaryota, Metazoa, Chordata, Mammalia, Rodentia, Muridae. The transcript has 9 exons. Gene Ontology annotation, molecular function: phospholipid scramblase activity. The record is from RefSeq and is a predicted model, not a curated record. Gene Ontology annotation, cellular component: plasma membrane. Bases 44 to 1021 code for a protein of 325 amino acids.
GUAGUGCUUGCAGCUGCGGGCGGUAUAAUUAGAAUUCAUCAAAAUGUCAGGUGUGGCCCCCACAGCCCCUGGGCAGCUGACAGAAGAGAUGGAAAAUCAGAUAAAAUCACCAGUUGCAGUGCCUGAAGCCCCUCCUGACUAUAGUUCUCAUUUUGUACCAGGCCCUGCUGGACCAGCUGGACCUCCACCAGCAGGCUUGCCAAUGGGAUACUACGCUCCCCAGCAGCCUGGUGCCAUGCCCACGUACCAUCCCAUUGGUGGCAUCCAUCCUAUCCAGUACCAGCCUGGCAAAUAUCCUGUGACGAAUCAGCCUGCUCCUGUAAUGUGGAUGCCGGGGCCAGCUCCUAUACCCAACUGCCCUCCUGGUCUGGAAUAUUUAGCUCAGUUGGACAACAUGCACGUUCUUCAGCAUUUUGAGCCUCUGGAAUUGAUGACAGGUUAUGAAACUAAUAAUAGAUAUGACAUCAAGAACAAUGUAGACCAGAUGGUUUACUUUGUAACUGAAGACACAGAUGACUUUACCAGGAAUGCCUAUCGAAGCCUACGACCCUUUGUGCUCCGGGUCACUGACAGCAUGGGGCGAGAGAUCAUGACCAUGCAAAGGCCUUUCCGAUGCACCUGCUGUUGCUUCUGCUGCCCCUGUGCGAGGCAAGAGUUAGAAGUGCAAUGUCCUCCCGGUGUCACAAUUGGCUUUGUUGCAGAACACUGGAACUUAUGCAGAGCUACCUACAGCAUCCAAAAUCAGAAGAAAGAAAAUAUAAUGAGGGUGCGUGGUCCAUGCGCAACCUAUGGCUGUGGUUCAGAUUCUGUUUUUGAGGUCAACUCUCUAGACGGAGUAUCUAACAUCGGCAGUAUUAUCAGGAAAUGGAAUGGCUUUUUGUCGACAAUGGCAAAUGCUGACCACUUUGAGAUCCGCUUCCCUUUGGACCUGGAUGUGAAGAUGAAAGCAAUGAUUUUUGGUUCUUGCUUCCUCAUUGACUUCAUGUAUUUUGAAAGUACUCCUCGACGUUCAUCAAGAUAGAGAGAUCAAGAAGAGCAGCAACUGAAAACAAAAUUAUAGGAGUUUGCAUUGGGCUCACACUCCAACCUUCAGUUAUUUGCAAGUCUAUAUCCCGGCUUGACGUGUGUCCCAGUUGAGUAUUUGGCUUCUUAGGACACCAGUUUCUUCUGAAGUCUCUGCUCUAUUAGCUGUGUAAACACACACAAUACAAGCAUUAAAACUAUAGGCACAUGACCUAUGGGAAAAUUAAGCCCUUAAUUUUCAACAGGCCAUAAUACAUCUUCUAUAUCUGUCCCUCUCUUCUUCGUCAAGAGGGCAAACUUGAUU